AUGGAACGGACCCUCAGAAUAAUAGAAGUCAGCGAUAACAGUGCCCUCAUUACCUCUUUAGCUGGUGACGCUGAGCCGCUAAAGGUGCAGUUUGACCUUCUUAAGAGAGUGCCAAUGGGAAUUGAUAAUGAAACGAGUCGACGUCGGGCCUCUGCAGGAAGAUCCGCUGCAUCUCUUCCAUGCGUGUACGUGCAACAUCUUCCGAGGCAAGAAUCAGACCGCUCAGCCAACACCGCGUUGAGAAAUGCUCAAGGGAAACGCAUCAUUCAUCCUAUGCUGUUUCCCGCUUUUCCUGGAUACUACAUCGGCUCGUACUGUGCACAAGCAGUCGAACGUCUCGAUCAGAUACCGAGAGAGUAG
Molecule: messenger RNA, 360 nt
Organism: Ostertagia ostertagi
Lineage: Eukaryota; Metazoa; Nematoda; Chromadorea; Rhabditida; Trichostrongylidae
Source: the annotation of a GenBank genome assembly